GAGGGUUACAUGAGGAAGCAUCUUGUUCCUCUUGUUUCUAAACAAGCGAAUUUGUUGCUCUUUCCGCGUGUCUCCCUUCCCAUACUUUUCCAGGGAAUCUUUUUCUUUUAUCUGUCAUCAUUUUUUAUUUUUUCAUUUCCAUUUUCUCUCUAAAUUAAAAUAUCUACCACCUCUUCGUUAUCUCUCUCUGUCUCUCUUCUUCCCGAGACUCCUCACUCACACCAAAACACUGUUUCUUUCACUAAUUCUCUUCACAUUCCUAGUUUAUCCAAAGAUCCAUGGACUACCAUUCCACAUUCCCUCGCUUCUUCAUCAUCUUCUUCUUCGUUACCACCGUAGCACUUCCUGCAACCACCGUCGUGUCCAUUGGGAUAAACUACGGUCAAAUCGCCAACAAUCUUCCCUCACCGGACGACGCAGUGGCGUUGGUGAAAUGCGUCGGAGCAACCAAGGUGAAGCUCUACGACGCAGAUCCGAGGGUUCUGAAAGCGUUCGCCAACACCGGAGUGGAAGUAAUGGUGGGUCUGGGCAACGAGUACUUGUCCAGAAUGAAAGAUCCAACGAAAGCUCAGGCAUGGAUCAAAACCAACCUACAACCCUACCUUCCAGCCACUAAAAUCACCUCAAUCUUCGUCGGGAACGAGGUUCUCACCUUCAACGACUCUUCCCUGACCUCGAACCUCCUCCCAGCCAUGCAGAGCGUGCACACAGCGCUCGUCAACCUCGCCCUCGACAAACAAAUAACCGUCACCACCACGCACUCCCUGGCCGUGCUCCAAACCUCGUAUCCUCCUUCGGCCGGAGCAUUCCGUCCGGACCUGGCUCCGUGCCUGGCUCCCAUCCUGAGCUUCCAAGUGAAAACCGGAUCUCCCUUCCUCAUCAACGCCUACCCUUACUUCGCCUACAAGGCCAACCCCAAACAGGUUCCCUUGGACUUCGUUCUCUUCCAACCCAACCAGGGGAUGGUGGACCCCUCCAGUAACCUCCACUACGAUAACAUGCUAUUCGCGCAGAUCGACGCAGUGUAUUCCGCGUUGGACUCUUUGGGCUACGGGAAGUUGCCGGUUCACAUUUCGGAAACCGGCUGGCCUUCGAAGGGGGAUGAAGACGAAGCCGGUGCGAACCUCGAGAACGCAAAGAAGUAUAAUGGGAAUCUCAUUAAGAUGGCUAUGAGUAACAGCAAGAAGGGCACACCGUCCAGGCCCAACUCCGAUUUGAACAUUUACGUUUUCGCUCUGUUUAAUGAGAACAUGAAGCCCGGCCCAACUUCCGAGCGCAACUAUGGGCUUUUUAAGCCCGAUGGGACCCCCGCGUACCCCCUCGGCUUCUCUCUGGCUUCUGCUCCAAACGACGCCGUCAAUAACAGUUCCGGUACUGGCACGCCGCCGCGGCCACCCACCUCCUCCACCGGAUAUUUGUCCAUUUCCUCUGCUUCCUCUCUGGAGAGAUGUUGUUCAGUUUCGUUUUGGUUUUUGGUGACGGUGCUGAUUUUGAAGUUUUGAGGAUAUUUCGGCGCAGAAUGGAGAGAGAGAAAGGGUGGUGGCGAUGGGGAGAAGAGCAAAGGCAGAGUGAGAAGGGAGCAAAGGGAGUAGACGUGAUGUUUAGGAAUGAUGGAAAGUUAGCUGUGGACUUCACUAGCCCUGUCUUGUCACUCCCCACACCCGGGGACUAAUUUAUUAUUAUUAUUUAUUAUUACUAUUACAUUAAAUUAGGAAUACAUGCAAUUUGAUUGGUAUUUUUGUCGGACAUUCUUUCAUAAUAAAUAUGUUUUGUAGUGUAUUC
Vigna angularis (adzuki bean) is the source of this 1782-nucleotide messenger RNA. Its product is annotated as glucan endo-1,3-beta-glucosidase 11. Gene Ontology annotation, cellular component: plasma membrane. Gene Ontology annotation, biological process: carbohydrate metabolic process. Gene Ontology annotation, molecular function: hydrolase activity, hydrolyzing O-glycosyl compounds. The record is from RefSeq and is a predicted model, not a curated record. The coding region runs from base 279 to 1502 and encodes 407 amino acids. The transcript has 4 exons. Lineage: Eukaryota; Viridiplantae; Streptophyta; Magnoliopsida; Fabales; Fabaceae.